Messenger RNA from Gorilla gorilla gorilla (western lowland gorilla), 3319 nucleotides. RefSeq names its product acyl-CoA thioesterase 12 (gene ACOT12). Gene Ontology annotation, biological process: acetyl-CoA metabolic process. The record is from RefSeq and is a predicted model, not a curated record. Lineage: Eukaryota; Metazoa; Chordata; Mammalia; Primates; Hominidae. The transcript is spliced from 16 exons. The coding region runs from base 999 to 2696 and encodes 565 amino acids. Gene Ontology annotation, cellular component: cytoplasm; cytosol. Gene Ontology annotation, molecular function: acetyl-CoA hydrolase activity; lipid binding.
AUUUCUCAAUACAGAAGUCAUUAAAAAGAAGGCAUUUUCCAAGGAGGAGUGCCAAAAGCAAUGUAAUAACGUUAUCAUUGAAAUAAGUGUAUAGCUACAUAAUGCGACCAUCUUGGAUGCACAAGUUUUUGUUUGCUUUUAAAAGUUAUUUUAAUGCCUUUUAUAUAAGUCAAACUUCAUGCUUGCCUCAGUGAAAACAUGCAAUUCCUAUUUAUGAUUGGAUUUCCUGAAACCUAUACACAGAGGCUCCUAAAAGCUAUCAAGUCAACAUUUCCUUAUUUCUUCACUUUCAUUUAAAAAAAAAGUCUUUUAAAAAGGAAAGAAAAAUACCAGAAUCUCCAUUCUGAUGUCGCCAUGCUGAGGCUUGGCAAGCCAAAAAUAUAAGGAUGAAAAGGCACCACCAAUUCGUGAGAGUCGGCUAGGCUUCUUCGUGCUAUUCCGGACAGUCAGGAGCCCUGGGUUCCAGCCAGGUGAUCGGGUCGCUUAGCGGCUCCUAUCUCCUCAGCUGCUUGCUCCGCUUCUCCGGGUUUCCAGUUCUCCAUCGUAAAUGUGCUCCCUGGCGCAGCCUCCCCUGACAGUCAGACAUCCACCAAUCCAUUAGAUGCUGGAGGUUUUCUGGAGACACUGUUUCCCUAAUGAGGACUGCUUUGUACAGUCACUGAUAGCAGCUCUAGAAAGUGUAACAGCUUUUUUAUGUCAAAAGCUGUUCCUCGCGCUCCGGCUCUCGGGGAGCCACCUUCCAGACCUGUCUACCCGGGAGCCCCCAUCCCCGCGCACUUCCCAGACUUCUCCUGAGACCCGAGAGCGCUGGUUUUCCCCCACUCGCGAUAGUCCGGGGAUGACAGUGCGGGCCCCCUCACUCGCAGCUCCCACCACCUGGCGGCCAAGGGUUCGCGGCCCGGGCGGGCGGUGUCAGCGCCCUUUGGAGCUGGGCGGGGAGGGCGGAGCGGGCAUGGUGGGGUGUCGGGGGCCGCAGGCGUAGCGCUCUCGCCCUGGCCAUGGAGCAGCCGGCGCCCGGCGAGGUGCUCAUGAGCCAAGCCAUCCAGCCGGCGCACGCCACUGCGCGCGGCGAGCUGAGCGCGGGGCAGCUGCUCAAGUGGAUCGACACCACCGCCUGCCUGGCGGCUGAGAAACAUGCUGGAGUUUCCUGCGUUACAGCCUCAGUGGAUGACAUACAGUUUGAGGAGACAGCUAGAGUUGGACAAGUUAUAACCAUCAAAGCAAAAGUUACUAGAGCAUUCAGCACAAGCAUGGAGAUCGGUAUCAAGGUCAUGGUACAGGAUAUGCUCACUGGCAUUGAGAAGCUUGUUAGUGUGGCUUUCUCCACAUUUGUAGCCAAACCAGUUGGAAAAGAAAAGAUUCAUUUAAAACCAGUCACACUUCUAACUGAACAAGAUCAUGUGGAACAUAAUCUGGCUGCUGAGAGAAGGAAAGUUCGAUUACAACAUGAAGAUACCUUUAACAAUUUAAUGAAGGAAAGUAGCAAGUUUGAUGAUCUCAUUUUUGAUGAAGAGGAAGGAGCGGUUUCCACAAGGGGCACCUCCGUUCAGAGCAUUGAACUGGUCCUCCCACCCCAUGCAAACCAUCACGGAAAUACAUUUGGUGGCCAGAUUAUGGCUUGGAUGGAGACAGUGGCUACUAUUUCUGCAAGCCGCCUGUGUUGGUCUCAUCCCUUUCUGAAGUCCGUAGAUAUGUUUAAGUUCCGGGGACCAUCUACAGUUGGAGAUCGUCUUGUCUUCACUGCCAUUGUCAACAAUACAUUUCAGACCUGUGUUGAAGUUGGAGUUCGCGUGGAGGCCUUUGACUGUCAGGAAUGGGCCGAGGGCCGAGGGCGUCACAUCAACAGUGCUUUUCUCAUUUACAAUGCUGCUGAUGAUAAGGAAAAUCUCAUCACGUUUCCCAGAAUCCAACCCAUUUCAAAGGAUGAUUUUAGACGCUAUCGGGGAGCUAUUGCACGCAAGAGAAUUCGCCUAGGCAGAAAAUAUGUUAUUUCCCACAAAGAAGAGGUUCCACUUUGCAUACACUGGGAUAUCAGCAAGCAGGCAUCCCUGAGUGACAGCAAUGUGGAGGCCCUCAAAAAACUGGCAGCCAAAAGGGGUUGGGAGGUUACCAGCACUGUGGAAAAGAUAAAAAUAUAUACUCUGGAAGAGCAUGAUGUUUUAUCUGUUUGGGUUGAAAAGCACGUGGGAAGUCCAGCACAUUUGGCUUAUCGUCUCUUGUCUGACUUUACAAAGCGACCUUUGUGGGACCCCCAUUUUGUGUCCUGUGAAGUCAUAGACUGGGUGAGUGAAGAUGAUCAGCUGUAUCACAUCACCUGUCCUAUACUGAAUGAUGAGAAACCCAAAGACUUGGUAGUACUCGUAUCACGAAGAAAACCUCUCAAAGAUGGUAACACUUACACAGUGGCAGUGAAGUCGGUCAUUUUGCCAUCGGUUCCCCCGUCUCCACAGUACAUCAGAAGUGAAAUCAUAUGUGCUGGAUUUCUCAUCCAUGCUAUUGACAGCAAUUCAUGCAUCGUAUCUUACUUUAACCAUAUGUCUGCUAGCAUCCUUCCUUACUUUGCUGGAAAUCUUGGUGGCUGGUCGAAAUCCAUUGAAGAAACAGCAGCCUCUUGUAUACAGUUCUUAGAGAAUCCUCCUGAUGAUGGGUUUAGCACUAAAUUGUACCUACCCACUGCUUCUUGCACCUGGCCUUGAGAAGUAGGAAAAAGAAAUGAGAUAUGAUGGAAGGCACUUGUUCGAGAGCUAUUGCACAGAAGCCUGGAUCUUAACAAUGCUUAGACAGUCAAGAGUCUGUGAACCCUUGGACCUGUAAACAAAAGAUGUAAGCAGAUGCACUUUCCUGAAUAGCAUGUCAGAUUCUCAAACAGUCAAUGGCCCAAAAACAGAUUAGAAACUACUGUUCUACUGUACAGAUCAGAUGGGGGUAAGCAUUUGUGAAAGAAAUAAAGUUAAUUUUUGUUUCAGUGCCUUCCACUGGCCAGGCACCCUAACCCUAUAAAAAUGCCCACCUGCCUACUUUAAACAACAUUCCAGGAUUGUGAAUUACAACACAUGUGGUUUCUAAAAUAAGUGUUUCACUUAAUGAUCAAACACUAUUGCUUAAUGGUCAAGCAUUAUCUUGAUCAUGCUCAAAAUGUUAAGUGACUUAGAAAGACCUAAUCAGAUACAAAUCUGGCUGCAUUUUCUUUUUUUUCCCCCAAAUCUUGACUUUAUUUUUAACAUAAAAAAUGCAAAUGUGGAAACCGACCCUACUUUUCCCCCAACAUAAUGCUUUACCUCUUAAAAAUAAAGUACUAAUUCUAUAUACAUCAAAUGUA